AUGGCUGAGUCUUCUCCGAGCGCAGAUAACGAGAAAAAAAAUGAGGUGCAGCUGGAAAAGCUCAACUCAACCUGGACGGACCAAGCCACCAUCAGUCCUGGGCUGGAAAAGCGCAUCGUCAGGAAGUUCGACAAGCACAUUGUGCCCUGGCUGUUCGCUCUCUGGCUUCUCGCUUUCAUCGACCGGAGCAACAUUGGCAAUGCUAGAAUCGACGGCUUGGAAGAGGAUCUCGACCUCGACGCUGAUAAAUUUAAUAUCGCCCUCGCCAUCUUCUACGUCCCCUACAUCUGCUACGAUGUUCCCAGCAAUCUUGUCCUCAAAUACUUCAAGGCUGGAUACUACCUGCCUGGGAUGGUAACCAUCUGGGGCUUGAUCAGUACCUUCAUGGGCUUCGUGAAGUCUUACCACGGCCUUCUCGCCGCGAGGUUCUUCCUUGGUUUUGCUGAAGGUGGGCUCCUGGGUGGCAUGAUCAUUUAUCUGGCUAUGUUCUACCGUCGCCAUGAGCUUCUGUACCGCAUUGGAAUGUUCUACUGUGCUGCCCCACUAAGUGGUGCUUUUGGUGGUCUCCUGGCCACUGGUCUGGCAAGGAUCAAGACCGACGGCUACAAUGGCUGGCCGUUCAUCUUCUUCAUCGAAGGUGCCAUUACGGUGAUUGUCGGUAUAACGACCAUGUUCUUCCUCCCCCAUACUCCUGCCGAAUCGAAGUUCUUGACGGAAGAAGAACGGAAAGGAGCAGUUUCACGCAUGCACCUCGAUUCCCAUGGUGCCACCACAACUGGCAGCGUCGAAACCGAGAAAUUCAGUUGGGCCUGGGUCAGGCGUGCCCUUCUGAACUGGCAAACGCUCAUCCUCUCCCUGAACUUCUUCGCCAUCAUCACGCCUAUUUACUCCUUCUCCCUAUUUCUUCCUACUAUUAUCAAGACACUUGGCUACACCUCUGUCAAGGCUCAGCUACUUACCGUUCCUCCCAAUGUCGGUGGUUUCUGCAGCGUUAUCCUUGUCGGCCACCUCUCCGACAAAUACAAAGUCCGCGGCCCCUUUAUGAUUGCCCUCGCAACGCUUGCCAUCAUUGGGUAUAUCAUGCAAAUCGCAAGCGCGCGGGCGCUCACACGCUAUGGAGGCACUUUCUUCGUCGCAGCAGGAGUCUUCCCGUGCUCGCCUCUUGUGAUGGGCUGGCUCGCUAACAACCUAGCUCCCCACUACGUCCGAGCAACGGGCACCGGCUUCCAACUCAUGGUCGCCAACAUGGCCGCCUUCAUCGCGACUUUCACCUACCUGCAGAAAGAUGCGCCAAGGUAUACCAGCGGCCAUGCCAUCAACAUUGGCGUGCUCUGCCUCUCGCUCGCGCUCAGCACGAUCAAUAUCUGUUACUGUUUGUGGGAGAACAGGAAAAGGGCAAGUGGUAAGAGGGACUACAGACUGCAGGAAGGCGACGAGGGAAUGCUUGGAUACAGGCAUCCGGAGUUCAAGUACACCAUUUGA
This is a messenger RNA of Diplodia corticola, 1482 nucleotides long. RefSeq names its product mfs general substrate transporter. Bases 1 to 1482 code for a protein of 493 amino acids. The record is from RefSeq and is a predicted model, not a curated record. Lineage: Eukaryota; Fungi; Ascomycota; Dothideomycetes; Botryosphaeriales; Botryosphaeriaceae. Gene Ontology annotation, biological process: transmembrane transport. The transcript has 3 exons. Gene Ontology annotation, cellular component: membrane. Gene Ontology annotation, molecular function: transmembrane transporter activity.